Molecule: messenger RNA, 1561 nt
Organism: Sitodiplosis mosellana (orange wheat blossom midge)
Lineage: Eukaryota; Metazoa; Arthropoda; Insecta; Diptera; Cecidomyiidae
Exons: 5
Coding region: 14-1240 (408 amino acids)
Source: RefSeq, a predicted model, not a curated record
AGAAAGAGCGAAAAUGCCGCGUGACGAGAAAAUUGAGCGAUUCGCCAUCAAAAUCACCAACUUCAUCAAUCCGCACUUGUUUCAAUUCAAAUUGGAAAAUAUUGUCGGCCAAUUUGAUAUUGAUGUCGAACAGAAAUUGCGGCAAAACGCUGAAAAGUGUGCUGCAGCCGGUUAUCAUCCCGAACAAGGUGCCAUUGUAGCGGCAUACAUUUUGCCAUGGGGCAAAUGGGUCCGAGCCGAAGUUGAUUUGAUACUCGAGGAAAAUCAUACGCUUCAAUACGUUGUAUGGUGCUUGGAUCAUGGUGUGCCAAUGAAAUUGGCAAGUCAGCAUUUGCGACCAAUUCCGAAAGAUAUUCAGGAUUUGCCACCGAACGCAUAUACAGGCGGCUUGGCGAAGUGUGUACCGAUUGAAAAGAGGUUGAACUAUGCCUCACUGCAGAACGAAACAUAUGGCGUCGAUGAUUUCCCUGAAUAUCUGGUGGUCAACGCCAAGCAAGUGAUUGACGAAGCGGCCGAAAUUUACUUUACGCCACGUCAAACGAUUGGUCAACAAAUUUUCGGUGACAUUUACAUCAUCAAAUACUGUGGCACAAAGGUGGAUUUUUUGCACGAGCUGGCGAAAACGGACAGUGUCCGAAUUGGUGAUCGUGUCAUUGCAAACGGUAUCGAAGAGAUGCGCACGAUAAAGAAGCAACGGUACGAGAACCAUCUUGGUCAUUUGAACAUUCGAAAUGUGGUGAAGCCGGACAUAAUAUCUAGCAACAUGUCAGGCAUUUCGGUGUGCACAAAAGAUAUGGAGGAUGAUGACAAAAUGAUUUUGGAUUGGUCACGGCAAAAUAAUAAAUUGGCCAAAGAGAUGGAACAUGAAUUGAAGGAUCGUUUCGAGAAGGUGUUGCGUACACUUGACGUUUAUGAGGUGCCAAGAGCUUACCUAUACCGUAGUGAAAGCACCAUCAACAGUUCGAGCAGCCUCCACUUCUCGCACAUGGAUUCAAUGUCCACGUUGAAGUCAACGUCAACCACUGACGUGUGUGCCGCCAGAUCAGAUCCACUGGAAAUUGUUGAUACUACAAUCAAUCCACAUUUGUCUGCAUUGAAUCGCCAAUUCAAAGCGGCAUCAAUCAAUUCGGCGUCCAUCAACAAGCCCAAAUCCAAGAAAGAGUCCAAGAAGGCGAUCUACAUCCCAAGCGGAUUCGAAAGUGAUUUGGUCAACUUUCAGAAAUACAAUCAAUUCUACUGAGCUGCGCUGGAAAAAGCAUAGAAAAUUGUCAUAAUUUACACAUUUUCCCAUAUUUUUUUUCAUUUUCAUUUCUCUUUAUUUAGUCGCAAUAGCAAUCCAACAUUUUUUCAUUUAACUUUAUAUUGUGUAAUUGCAAAAGCAAUCGAAAAUAAUAAAAUAUAAUCAAAAAAAAAAACGAAAAUAAUCAAAAAUAUAUAGCGUUCAAUCGCAAAUACAAAAAAAAGUUUGUAACAUUCAAAUUGUCAGAAGAAAAAUACAGUUCAUGAAAUUGUAAAAUUCAAUUUUGAAUCGAUCAUACUGAAUAAACAUGUUUGAAUAAUA